This is a messenger RNA of Spirometra erinaceieuropaei, 381 nucleotides long. The record is from the annotation of a GenBank genome assembly. NCBI's taxonomy places the organism in Eukaryota, Metazoa, Platyhelminthes, Cestoda, Diphyllobothriidea, Diphyllobothriidae.
AUGCGUGGCCACAUGCGCAUCCACGAGAGCGGCAUUGACCGCAAUUCCGAUACAGCCACGACAUCCAACACGCCCAGACCCAUCCUCGCCCCACCGUCACGCGCGCCGACCACCACCACUGCCACCACCAACACCACUGCUUCCUCGACAGCUGACACCGACACCGCCGACCUCUCAUGCCCACAUUGUCCACGCACCUUCACCUCACGCAUCGGCCCGGUCGGUCACUUGCGAAUCCAUCGCACAGAGACUGGCCAACCAGAGCCUGGAGUACCAACCUACACCCACCGCACUCGCCUCCACUGCCCACACUGCCCUCGCACCUUCACGCAUCGCAUGGGUCUUUUCGGCCACAUGCGCAUCCACAACGACCUGCAGUAG